CGCAUUCCUCCGCGCCAGCAGGGGGCGCGCGGCGCGGGACGUGGCGGCGGCGGCGGCCAUGCAGGCGGCGGCGCAGGGCUCGAAGCAGGCCGCGCAGGCGGCGGCGCAGGAGCUGGUGAAGUUCGUGAACCGGAGCCCCUCGCCCUACCACGUUGUGGCCGAGUGCCGCAGCCGGCUGCUGCAGGCCGGCUUCCAGGAGCUGAAGGAGACGGAGCACUGGGACGUGCGGCCGACGCAGAAGUACUUCGUCACCAGGAACUACUCCACCCUCAUCGCCUUUGCUGUCGGCGGCCAGUUCCAGCCCGGGAAUGGGUUCACCUUGCUGGGGGCGCACACCGACAGCCCCUGCCUGAGGGUGAAGCGGCGCUCGAAGCGGGGGCAGGUGGGCAUGGUGCAGGUCGGUGUGGAGACCUAUGGAGGGGGCAUCUGGAACACGUGGUUUGACCGUGACCUCACCGUGGCCGGGAGGGUGAUCAUAAAGGACCCGGUCACAGGGCGCCUGGAGCACCGCCUGGUACGUGUGGAGCGGCCUGUCCUCCGCAUUCCCCACCUGGCCAUCCAUCUGCAGCGCAGCAUCAAUGAGAACUUCGGACCCAACACCGAGCACCACCUGGUUCCCAUUCUGGCCACUGCUGUGCAGGAGGAGCUGGAAAAGGAGGUCCUUAUGGAGGCCACACCUUGCGAUGCUGCUGCCCAGGCAGAGCGGCACAGCCCUGUCCUGCUGUCCCUGCUCUGCCCCCAGCUGGGGGUGAAACCAGAGCAGAUUGUGGAGCUGGAACUAUGCCUGGCGGAUACGCAGCCAGCGACGCUGGGUGGUGCCUUUGAUGAGUUCAUUUUCUCCCCACGCCUGGACAACCUGCACAGCUGCUACUGCGCCCUGCAGGCCUUGAUUGACUCAUGUGCAGCACCCUCCUCCCUUUCCCAGGAGCCCAAUGUGCGUCUCAUUGCACUCUAUGACAAUGAGGAGGUAGGGUCAGAGAGCGCACAGGGUGCGGAGUCCCUGCUGACAGAGCUGGUGCUGCGCCGCAUCUCAGCAUCACCGCAGAACCUGACAGCCUUCGAGGAGGCUGUGGCCAAGUCCUACAUGAUCAGUGCUGAUAUGGCUCACGCUGUGCACCCUAACUACAUGGACAAGCAUGAGGAGAAUCAUCGUCCAGCUUUCCACAAGGGCCCCGUCAUCAAAGUGAACAGCAACCAGCGCUACGCCUCCACUGCUGUCACUGAAGCCAUCAUCCGGGACAUCGCCGCCCGUGUGGGUGUCCCUCUGCAGGUUGCCUCGCUUCAGGCCGAGGGGAGGCUGUGGGCAGUGUGGAGAGCUGCUGGGGCCAUGUCCCCAUGCAGGAGUUCAUGGUGCGCAAUGACACACCCUGCGGCACCACCAUUGGCCCCAUCCUGGCCUCCCGCCUGGGGCUGCGCGUGCUGGACAUCGGCUGCCCGCAGCUCGCCAUGCACUCCAUCCGGGAGAUGUGCUGUACCUCGGGUGUGCUCCAGAGUGUCACCCUCUUCAAGGUGAGCCCCGGGUUCCCUGUCCUGCACUGAAGCCCCUUCCCUGCCGCUCCACACCUUUUGCAUCCCCAUGUCCUCAUCCAGCCCCCACCUUGGGGCUGAGCCCAGCCAUCUCAGCCCUCCCUGAUGGCUGCCAUCCUCAAAUGGUUCCUAUGGCAACCAGCACUAGCCUUGAGUCAGUGAUGGGUUUCUAUGGCGACGUGGUCUUGCUCUCUGUGCGUAGCUGCCUGCUGUGACGCCUUGCGCGUGUGUAACCCGGCAGGGAGCCACUGCCUGUCCCCCAACCCCACGCUGCCCUGCCCUGCCCAGCCCACCCUGACAGCUUCUCUCC
Strigops habroptila (Kakapo) is the source of this 1837-nucleotide messenger RNA. It is a transcript of the gene DNPEP, whose product is annotated as aspartyl aminopeptidase. Gene Ontology annotation, biological process: proteolysis. Lineage: Eukaryota; Metazoa; Chordata; Aves; Psittaciformes; Psittacidae. Gene Ontology annotation, molecular function: zinc ion binding; aminopeptidase activity. The coding region runs from base 59 to 1513 and encodes 484 amino acids. The transcript has 14 exons. The record is from RefSeq and is a predicted model, not a curated record.